AAUAUAAUCAAUAGAUUGGUGAAAUACGUGUCGAUUCCCAUAUGCGAAUGCACAUGUUGCCAGCUGGGAAAAAGUGUACAACACCAAUAACUUGAUAAAUGAUUCUAAAAACAAAAAUGGAGUAAUAGAAAAUGUAAUAUUUUAGGGAUAUCCUAAUAGCUCUUAUUAGGAAAUUUCAAAUGGUUACUUGAAAAAUGUAACAACUUGUCUUACCCAAAAGACAUUAAACAAUUCAGUUAUAAAAUCAAAGCUGUGCAAAUUUUGAAAUAUACCAUUGCUAUAAAACAGCUGUCUGCAAGAGUUUGGCUAACAAAAAGAAAGAAUUUUAAGAAGAAAAUUUUUAUAAAAUGGCAGCGGCAGUUGACAUGCCGUCGCCAGCAAUCAGUCCUAGAGACCUGGAACUGGACACAGCUGAAGAUCCUGAGGGGAAUUUGUUUACCCCAGGACAUGAUAUCGAAGUAGAUGCCUCACCACUCACUUCAAAGACAUCUUUCAUCAGCCCUAAUCAUGAAGAAUAUGAAUAUAUUUGUGAUGUGAUCAAAGACAGAAUAGAAGAAGGACAAGGGGAGACAAUCUAUGAAAUAGGAACAGGAGAUGGAGAAACACCUGGUCUGAAUGAAGAAGAUCUCCAGGCUAGUGCAGCUACAUUGAAAAUGAUCGCUCAAACUUUAGGUUUGGAAAUGGUUCUGUUAAGGGACAAACGAGAAGUGGAUGGCUGUGUUCAUGAGUAUCUUCUGAGAAAAAAGUUAGAACCAUUGGACUUCAUGGAAGUUAGGGUUGCUGUAGUUGGAAAUGUAGAUGCAGGAAAAAGUACUUUACUUGGUGUAUUGACACACGGGGAGUUAGAUAAUGGAAGAGGACAUGCAAGGCAGAAAUUAUUCCGACACAAACACGAGAUGGAAUCUGGAAGAACAAGUAGCGUAGGGAAUGAUAUCUUAGGCUUUGAUGCCACAGGAAAAGUAGUCAAUAAACCAGAACAUGGAAACUUAGAUUGGGUCAGAAUAUGUGAAGAAUCAGCGAAGGUGAUAACAUUUAUAGAUUUAGCAGGCCACGAAAAGUACUUAAAGACAACAGUAUUUGGUAUGACUGGACAUGCACCUGAUUUUGCAAUGUUAAUGGUUGGAUCAAAUGCAGGUGUUAUAGGUAUGACCAAAGAACAUUUGGGAUUAGCCCUGGCAUUAAAUGUUCCUGUGUUUGUUGUUGUAACAAAGAUUGACAUGUGUCCUCCAAAUGUCCUCGCUGAAACCUUAAAAUUAUUAACCAGAAUUCUGAAGUCUCCAGGUUGUAGGAAGAUCCCUGUUAUGGUCCAGAACCAGGACGAUGUGAUCGUUUCAGCCAUGAACUUCACUUCUGAAAGAAUGUGUCCAAUUUUCCAAGUGUCCAAUGUGAGUGGAGAAAACUUACCGCUGCUACAAACCUUUAUGAACCUUCUAUCAACACGGUUAAAAAGUCUGCCUGCAGCACCAGCAGAGUUCCAGAUAGAUGAUACAUUUUCUGUGCCGGGUGUGGGAACUGUUGUAUCAGGGACUUUAUUACAAGGCAGUAUCAGGAUCAACGAUGUACUUAUGUUAGGGCCAGACGCCUUGGGAAACUUCCAACCAAUAGCUGUUAAAAGUAUACAUAGAAAACGAAUGCCUGUCAAAGAGGUCAGAGGUGGACAAACUGCUUCAUUUGCUCUUAAAAAGAUUAAAAGAUCAACAAUUAGAAAAGGUAUGGUAAUGGUAUCACCGAAGAUAGAACCUAAAGCAUGCUGGGAGUUUGAAUCUGAAGUAUUGGUGUUACAUCAUCCGACUACAAUAAGUGUCAGAUACCAGGCAAUGGUGCAUGUGGGAAGUGUGCGGCAGACAGCCACAAUAGUUCAUAUGACAAGGGAGCAUUUAAGAACAGGCGAUAAAUGUAAUGUGAGAUUUAGGUUUAUAAAAAAUCCUGAAUAUCUAAAGACAGACAUGAAAAUGGUGUUUCGUGAAGGAAGAACAAAAGCCAUCGGCUCCAUUAUAAAAUUACAUCCUCAUGUUAGUGCAGUGGCACAAAAUACGCGGCAGCAAAGAGCUCAGAAAAAAGCAAUGGAAGCAAAUCAUCAACUCAACCCAGCUAAUGAACCACAGAAACCUAGCAAAAAGUCAAAACGUGAUGUGUCAAACGACAUGUCCAACACAAACGACGUGUCAAACACAAAUGACGUGGCAAACACAAAUGACGUGUCAAUCACAAACAACAACAUUCAGCCUGUAGUGGAAGCUAGAGUUAAUUCCCCUACUGCAGUGGCAGUCGAGUCAUAAUUUUGUAAAACACAACCAAACAUAAAGCAUCCAUCAUUAUUUAUAAUUUUGAGUGAGCAUUUUCCUUUUUGACAGGUAAAAAGAACAGAAUUUAAUUGAAUAAAUAUUUUUAAAAAUUAA
Mytilus trossulus (common blue mussel) is the source of this 2399-nucleotide messenger RNA. RefSeq names its product GTP-binding protein 1-like. The coding region runs from base 348 to 2279 and encodes 643 amino acids. Gene Ontology annotation, molecular function: GTP binding; GTPase activity; translation elongation factor activity. Gene Ontology annotation, biological process: translational elongation. Lineage: Eukaryota; Metazoa; Mollusca; Bivalvia; Mytilida; Mytilidae. The record is from RefSeq and is a predicted model, not a curated record. The transcript has 11 exons.